This is a messenger RNA of Daphnia magna, 2299 nucleotides long. RefSeq names its product thyrotropin-releasing hormone receptor. Gene Ontology annotation, cellular component: plasma membrane. The transcript is spliced from 5 exons. Lineage: Eukaryota; Metazoa; Arthropoda; Branchiopoda; Diplostraca; Daphniidae. Gene Ontology annotation, biological process: G protein-coupled receptor signaling pathway. Gene Ontology annotation, molecular function: G protein-coupled receptor activity. The record is from RefSeq and is a predicted model, not a curated record. The coding region runs from base 83 to 1525 and encodes 480 amino acids.
GUUAAAAAAAAAAUCUGAGACUGGCAAACACCUUGCCAGUUCAUAUUGGGACGCUGUGGCUUUCACAAGGAAGUAACGAAACAUGGAGUCAGCGACGGACAGUGGGCCGCCUCUCGUGUUUAAUUCCAGCGACAAUGUAACGGUCGUUGAUUCGUCAACGUCCGCGUUAAACGUGUCCACCAGCUUCGCGUUGGCACUGAAAUGUUUGGAUUUUUUCAAUUUUUAUUAUUUGGCCGUGAUCAUCAUCUUCGGUGUAGUUGGCAACACGUUGAACUUCCUCGUCUUCACGCGCACCCAUCUCAAGUUGCGCAGUUCCAGCUAUUAUUUAGCAGCGCUGGCCCUGGCCGACCUGGGAUUUUUGUUGACCCUGUUAGUCGUUUGGCUCAAUCACGUCGGUGUUGACUUGUUUAAUCGGCAGGGCUUUUGCCAGGCCUUGGUCUACACGAGCAGCGUCUGUUCGUGUCUGAGCGUGUGGUUGACGGUGGCGUUCACGAUCGAACGUCUCAUCGCCGUCCAAUAUCCGCUGCAACGGCCGUACAUGUGCACGGUACGCAGAGCCAAGAUCAUCAUCUCUGUCUUGUCAUUCACCACACUCUCUGGCCACAUUUAUUCGCUCUUUACGGCCGGAAUAACGGAUGGCCCGGAAGGCAAAUCUAUUUGCGAUCUGCUUCCGGCCUAUUACCGAUUCAUGCACGUCGUCAAUCUACUGGACACGAUCCUCACGCUCGUCAUCCCCUUCAUUCUGAUCGUUGUCAUGAACACGCUCAUCGCCAAGAAUCUGAUCGUCUUCAGCCGGACGUUCAACCGCAAGAAAUCACGAUCCAACAAUUCAUCGGCCCAACACAUCCAAAUGAAAACGAUACGAAUGACGGAGCAUUGGCAAGAGCGUGACAGUGGCCAGGGAUCCGUGUCCAAUCCAUCGCAUCACAGCAACAACAACAGUAAUGGCAAUUUACACGCCCAACAACUGGCCAAUUCGGUGCCGGUUGAAGCGGCAUCGACUAGCGUCAGUAGCCCUGGACAUUUGGAACGAUCGACAGCCAAUGCCGCCGUGGCCGGCGGAUGUGCUUCCGUCAACAAAGUCACGGUCAAUCAAGUAGCUAUCCAUCAGCAAGCGGCUCACGAAGCCAGUCACGACAGUCAAAUCUGCACGCAAGAAAAAUUGCAGUACCGCAACAUUUUAUCCAUACGCAUCCAAUAUUCGAUAACGAAGAUGUUGCUACUCAUUUCGACCGUGUUCAUCAUGCUUAAUCUUCCCAGUUACGUCGUUCGACUGCAAGUGUUUAUCAGCGAAGUUUCCGGCUCCAAUUCGGAAGUGAGUUCCACGGCCUGGCUGCUUCAACAAUUCUUUAUGCUACUCUACUACACCAAUUUCUCCAUCAAUUUUCUUCUUUAUUCCACCUGCGGUACGACGUUCCGGCAUUGUUUGUGUCGUCUGAUACGAGACAAACGCGACGCUAUGCGACGCUCCAUCAUCGGGAUACGAUAUCGUUACACGGGUUCUAACCAUCCACCAUAUCCGUGAAAAAAGACACACAUUGUACGGUUAUAUAGAAAACUAACUGGCAAGUCGUUAAGAGGAGGGAGGACACAACAGAAAACUCGUACGGAAGCGACACAUUUCCGGUGGUGAGUUAUUCUUAUCCUCCAUGGCCAGCUGGUCCCCAAUACAAAAGUCAUGUGCAAAUUGUCUUUUGUUCAUCCAGUUAAAGUUAUGGUUCAUUUCUUUUGCUGCAAAAAACAAAAAAAUGGGCAUGAUUUAAAGCGACAAUGUGAUAAAUGUCUCUGCGAUCCUAGAAAGAAAGAAGAAAAACAAAUUCGAGAACAAAUUAUUUUCUUAUGUGUUCUUUCAAUUUUCACACACGACGUUUUUAAGUUAUGUAAUGUUCGUAGUCCCUAUUGUUACGUAACUGCCCCACCCAUCUUCCCCAUUGAUGGCGUAUGUUAAAAAUGCUGCCCCAAAAACCGCAUCCGACAAAGAAACCAUUCCUCCUUGUCGGCAUAUAGUCCAUAGGUAAAAUACAACCUUAAAAUCUUUGUAAUGUUCCUUUCAAGAGCCAAUGGUCUUUUGCUACCUCACGCCACAUUGUUGAGCUAUAAAGCGUGAUUUUAUAUGUUUGAUUGCCAAAAAUAUGCGACAAUUCCUUGCUUGGCAAGAGCCAUAUUAUCUGGUGUGUAUCAACAGCUUUCAUGUUGAAUGUUCCUCAAAGCCCCCCCCCUGAAUGUAUAAUCCAGGCAGGGAAAAGCUCAUCAAAGAGAUACGAAUAAAAGAAGCGAAAAUACACGUUGUGUCAGUUUC